GAAAGAAAAUAGUGAUGAAAUAAAAACCUUCAUCUAAAAUCCUAUAGCUACGGAUGUAGUAAUAUAUUGUAAGGAAAUGUGCAGGUGGAGGCUUCUUUCUUGUUAAAUUGAAGAUUAGUAGGUGGUUGAACUCGCAGCUCCUACUCCAUUGUUUGAAUUUUCAAAAAGCAUUUAAUUAAACAUGAAAAAACGUCAAAGCCCAUAACGAAGAUAAGCUGAGACGAUUCAAGUAUUCAACGGUCUCUCCCAAUUUCGACCGUUAUCGCCAAGUUACAAAAGAUUCGCAAAUCGCAAGAACACGAUUCCACUUCCACUGCUGUUGCUGUUGAGUGUUGUACGUUCUGUUCAUCAAUCGCUCCCCUUUCGCAGUUGAGAGAUACCAUCGCAAAUUGCCCUCUCUCUCUCAUCGCAAUCUGCUUUACUGCUUACGUUGCUUCUUCGAGUUUAUCCCAUUGAACUAUAGGUUCAAGGGAAAAACAGAAAAAGGAAUAAGAUCUCUGACAGGUGCUUUCGUUCCUUAUCUAGUUUCUUGUAUUAUCACUGUUCUUAUGAUGUUUCCUAAUAAAGACAUAUGUGAAAGCCAAAAAGGCAAAAAAAGACAAAAAACUGAGCAACAAAAACAAUCUCAAGAAGGAUCUGUGGAUAAAUCUAUGAAAAUAGCAGGUUAUUCUAGCGUUUUAAAUGAAAAUGAUAAAGAUUUACAACGAAAAAUUAUACACGAGAAAGAGCGUUGGAGAGAAGUUAUAAUAAGAAUAAUUUCCGUAGUGAAAUAUUUGUGUAAAUACAAUUUAUCUUUAACAGGAUCUAGCGAGAAACUUUAUGAAGAUAAUAAUGGUAAUUUUUUAGGGUUAAUUGAAAUGAUGACAGAUUUUGAUGUUGUAAUGCAAUAUCAUGUUGGGCGUAUAGGAAAUCAUGAAACUCAUCAUCACUAUAUUGGUCAUAAAAUUCAGGAUCAAGUAAUUUCUUUUUUGUCCCACAAGGUGAAAACUUCUAUAACUAAGAUUAUUAAGAAAGCAAAAUAUUUUUCUAUAAUACUUGAUUGUACCCCAAAUGUAAUUCAUCCAGAACAAAUGGCUCUAGUUGUUCGAUGUGUGAACAUGUCUACUAAAAAAGUAAAAAUUGUUGAAUACUUUAUAGAAUUUUUAAAGGUGGGCGAUACAUCUGGUGUUGGACUUUUUAAUGAAUUGUUAGAUGUGUUUAAAUUGCUUGAUCUUAAUGUUGAUGAUUUAAGGGGUUAUGAUAUAGACUCGAAUAUUAAAGAAAAACAUCAAGGAGUUCAAAAACAAUUUCAUGAAAUUAAUCCUAGAUCAUUUUCUAUGGCAUGUGCUUCUCGUAGUCUUAACCUUACUAUUAGUGAUUUGGCUCAUUCUUGUGAUAAAGCCGUUUCACUUUUUGGAGUAUUGCAACGCAUAUUUGAAUUAUUUUUAAGUUCUUCUAAAAGAUGUAAAAUAUUACUUGAUAAUGUUCCAAAUUUAACUAUGAAAUCAUUAUCCAAAACUCGUUGUGAGAGUAGAAGAAAGAUUGUCAAAGCUAUUAGGUUUCAUGCUCCUCAAAUAAGGUUAGCUUUGAUAGAAUUAUGCAAAUCAUGUGAUGAUGCAAAGUCAAAGAGUGAAGCUGAAAGUUUGGUUAGUGAUAUAGAGAGUUUUGAAUUUUUACUUAGUUUGAUUAUUUGGUAUGAUAUAUUAUUUGCUAUUAAUAUGGUGAGUAAAAAGUUGCAAUCCAAAACUAUGUGCAUAGAUGCUAUCAUUAAUCUAAUAAAAAGUGUGAUGAUAUACUUUGAGAAAUAUAAAAAUACAGGAUAUGUCUCUAGUAUGAAUAUGGCUAAAGCAAUUGCAUGUGAUAUGGAUGUAGAACCUACGUUUGAUAAUGAAGAUGAAAUACAAUCAACAACUGAAGAGUCUUUUAGAGUCGAAUACUUUAUGUAUCUUGUGGAUAUUGCAAUUGCUUCAUUGAAUGAUAGAUUCGAUCAAUUAAAAACAUUCAAAAGUAUUUUUGGAUUUUUACAUGAUUCAGAAAAGUUGAAGUCUUUAGAUGAUACUGAACUUAAAAACUGUUGUGUUAAUUUUGCAACUACUUUUUCCCAUAAGACAGCAUGUGAUGUGGCUAUAGAUGAACUGUUUACUGAAUUACAAGUGUUACAGAUGACUUUGCCAAAUAAAAUGAUGUCAGCAGUUGAAAUAUUGGAACAUGUUAAUGCUAUAGAUUGCUAUCCAAAUGUUGCCAUUGCAUACCGAAUCAUGCUGACUUUACCUAUCACUGUAGCAUCAGCAGAGAAAAAAAAUUCAAAAUUGAAAUUAUUAAAAGACUAUUUGAGUUCAUCAAUCUCAGAAGAAAAGUCGGAUGGUUUGGCAAUGUUAUGUCUGGAGAGAGAUACGUUGGACAAUAUGGAUCUUGAUAAUUUUAUUAGUGAUUUUGCAUCUAGAAAAGCUCCUACAAGUAUUCUUUUAUAGUUUAUUUUUUUGGCAGUUUGUUGUUUAAUAUUUCUUUCAGCAGCAACAAAGUUUGGUCCUUGAAAGUGCAUAGAAAGUUUGUUUACAGAUGUUAUGAAGAUGGUGUUGAGUUCUCUGAAAUCUGAAGCUUUGUUGUGUAACAUAACAUGCUGUUGAUGCUAAUGACACAGUUUAUCAGAAUAUAGUCUCUUAAAAUACAAAUAUGGAAAGAAUUAGAGCAACAACACAAGAUUCUUUCAAAUGGCUUAACAUUAGUUAAUUGUUUUGAAUAAAUUCUUGGUUUUUGGAAUGAAUCGGGUUUAUGAGUUACAGAGAUAGCAGCCCUUGUUUGGAUAUUAUCUCACAAAAACCUGAUUCUUAUCCCAUCUUCUUUACCAGGCUUGUUGAUAUUCACUAGCUUCAUUUCAUGGGCCUGAUAUAGCCAAAGAGUUAAUUGAACAUUCUAGAGAACAUUAUGAAUCCAGUAUUGGAGUUUUGUGCAUCUGCAUCUGCAUAUUAGCUUCUUUACUAGAGGCUCAAUCGAUAAGGAAACAGAGGGAACUUGCUAUGUGAUUAUGUUUUGUGGCGUGCAAUGACGGAUUAACUUUAAUCCAUAUGAAGAACAGAAUCAAAGUUUGAUUAAGAAACAUGAAACAGAGCACUUUGUUCUUGAUUUUCCUUUGCAAAAUGUCGAGUGUUUGGCAUUGUUGAUUGUGAAAGAAACUGAACAAUGUUGUGGGUAUUGUUGAUUGAAUUUCAAAGGUUCAUGCUCAAUUCAACUUGGGACCAUUAUGUGCAUAUCUUUUUUUUGUAAACUGCUUGGACAGCUUUCUUGUUGUCUAUGAAUCAAUUACCUAAGCACAAUCCUUGAAUGAUGCACUUGCUAGUUGUUAGAUGUUUAUCACUUGCAGCAGAAAUGGAACACCCCAGAUUUUGGAUUUUCAGGUCAACCCAAAAUUAAAGCAAUUUAUUGAAAUUCCGCAGGCUGGUGACUUGGUAAUUUCACGAUGUAGGGAUUGACUUCGUGGAAUCUGAUAUAGCAGUUGGAAUUGAUAUUGAAAACGCUCGAUUUUCUGCAAUCUUUGAGCAUGCAGAGAAGGUGCAGGAGAGGGAUCUUCAAUGUAUGGUGGCUGUGAGCAAGGGUUGUACCAUGAGCUUUGGGAGUGGUAUAAUGACAUCAUUGCCAUAUAAGUGUGCUUGAGGCUUCAAUUUUGAGUUGUAAAACUCCUCAACAACAUUAGCCCUUGAAAAAGAAAUCUUGGAAUUAUAUUUAAUUGUUGGUAGUAUAAUUUUGAAAUGUUACAACUACUCGUCAAAAUUUACGAUAAAAAAAAUGUGGGAGAAUUAAUCAUUGUUCAUAGAAUAUGAGGAAAAAUAUAAAAAUGGAAAUAUAUACAUUAAAUUUUGUUUUUUA
Lactuca sativa (garden lettuce) is the source of this 3843-nucleotide messenger RNA. The record is from RefSeq and is a predicted model, not a curated record. Lineage: Eukaryota; Viridiplantae; Streptophyta; Magnoliopsida; Asterales; Asteraceae.